This is a messenger RNA of Chironomus riparius, 3797 nucleotides long. The record is from the annotation of a GenBank genome assembly. NCBI's taxonomy places the organism in Eukaryota, Metazoa, Arthropoda, Insecta, Diptera, Chironomidae.
AAUUUUUGAACAAAAAGAUAUUUUAUGGAAGAGAAUUAUUAAAAUUUAGCUUCUAUAUCAUGUCUGUUGAUCGUGAAAUAUUAGCAGAGAUUCACUUAAACUAUCCCGAUUCUCCAGAGCAUAAAAUAAAUUGCCUAUGUACGAGAGUUUUCUUAAAAAACUCGUAUCCAAUUUACGCAUCUACCUUAGGAACGGAAGAAACCAGUGAGGCUGACGAUGUCUUUAAUGAAAAGGCAGACUUGACAUUCUUUCGAGAUACUAAUAAGUUAAAGAGUUCUCAUGAAAAUGAGAACGAUAAUGACGCAAAUAGUUGCUAUUACAGUGCAUCUCACACGGAACAUACUGACAAUUAUUACAGCACAGAUGAGCAUGAAAACAUCCUGCAUCACACAAAACUCCAUUCGUCCGAUUCAGGUGCUGAUUUGAGUGAAAAGAAUAUGAUUGAAAAGCAUAUGGAAAUAGCUAGCGAUAUAACAGCUAAUAAUGAUCCAGAAAAUGAUGAGGAAGGCUUGAUUGAAGAUCCACCAGUUGAAUAUCAUCACGAGAGAAAUAACAGCUUACCUGAGCUUUUUGGAGAUGAAGCACAUCAGAAUGAUUGGGAAAAAUAUUGGGCUAAGAAUGGCGAGCGACUUAUAUGGCAAACGUGGAUCGAAAAAUACAUUGAUUAUAUCAAUCCUGAGUACUUAGAUAAAAAUAAUAUGCAAUUCUAUGAAAAUACGACGUCAGCAGAUACAAAUAAACAAAAUGAUACUGGCAGUUCUGAACAAGUAUUUUCAUUUGAUGCCAAAGAUAUCGGCAAGUUCAAUGAAAAUAAAGCUGCUCUUGUUUCUGUCGUUCCUGAUGAAUCAUCAAUGGAAAUUGUAAUUUCUCCGCCUGCCAAGCAAACUACCGAAGAUUUAAUCAUUCAGGGAUGGAAUCAAUUAUCCCCAGAUAGUAUUACAAAGCAAGAAGAUUAUCACAAUUAUUCGCAUACACGACACUAUCAACAUCAUCAUCAUCGACAUAAUGAGCAUCAAAAAAACAUCAGUUUUCAUGAAAUAGACAAUCUAUUGAGUCCACGUUGUGAAUCAAUUAAUUCAAGCAUUCCAUUAACAUUAGGCACCUUUACAGAUGAUUCGAUGACAAACGUGACACGAAUGACAUGUUCAAGUUAUGGAUUUGGCAGUAGUCAUGUCACAUCGGACUCAACAUCGUCAGAAGAAGAGGAUGAGCAGGAAGAAAGUAAUACAAUAAGUUCAUUUUCAGAUAGUGAAGGAAGUGAUAAUCAAAUGACAACGAGAGUAGCGAAUGAAUGUGAACGGUUAUUAAUGGAGCAUAAAACUGAACAUGAGCAUAUCCCGCUAGCAUCAGAAGACAAAGAUUCUGAGGAAUAUUGGCAAAUGAAAUGGCAACAGCAUGUACAAGAAAUGUAUGUGAGACAUUUUAAUGAAUUUAUGGAAGCACAUCGUAUUAUUUCAGAUGAAAUGAGCAGUAGCUUUAAAUCUGACUCGGGCUUUUUGCCUGGCGAAAAUGCAGGUUGUUGUGGUAAAUUUAGCAAUAAACGUCGUCGAAAAAAGCAUUCGCUUCAACGUCUCGUAGCCAAUUUAAAUCUAAGAAGUGAUUUGUCAAAAUAUUCACAAAAACAGCCUGAAAAGGAAGUACCCACUGAUGGGGAUGAUAAACAUUGUUGCCAUCAUGAUCCAUCGCAUAGUGACUCGACUGUUAUUGACACAACAGAAGCAUCUUUAAUGGAAUCUAUGGGCUUGCCAACAACAUUUGGGAAAUCUGGAAAAUCAAUGAAAAUUGGCGGUAAUGGAGAUGAUGAGGAACCACCAGAAGACAGGCCAAUAAACUUGAAAAGAAGUCAUGAACUUGAUAUAGAUGAAAAUAAUUCAGAUCAUAUAAAGUCACAGUUUGAAUUGAUGGGAUAUAUUUUUAAUGAUAAUAUUAAUGAUAAUCAAAUUAUUAACGGCGAAGUUGUGUAUCGAAAAAAGCAUGUCCGAUUGCAUACUCGAAUGCUCAAGAUGUUUCCCAAUAAUAAUGCCAUAAAACCAAAGCACACAUAUUUCGAUGACGAUGGAAAUGAAAUAAAUGAGAGUAAUAAUCAGUCGGGAGCUGAUACAUUACAUGCAUCGUCAUCUGACGAAGAAAUGCCAAUUCCAGCAACUCGAUUAAGCGCUUCAAUCGUUCCACAAUUUACAACUCAAUUAUCUAGCGAUGGAAAUGCCAACGAAGAUGAAGGAGAUACUGAGAAUAAGGAAGAAAUUGUGAACAUCAAUUUGUCAAUUGAUCAAGAUUACGACUCGAAUUGUAUUGAUAAAGCAGCGACAUUAAACGAGACACAGUCGUUGAGUAAAAAGGAGAAAAAGAAGAAGCGCAAAGGAAAGUUUCAGAUGAGCAUUCCUCUUGAAAUUGCCAAUGACAAGGUCCUCAAGAAAUAUUGGUACAAGAGAUUCUCACUUUUUCAUCUCUUUGACUUUGGAAUUCGUCUCGAUCGUGAGAGUUGGUUUUCCGUAACGCCAGAGAAGGUUGCAGCAUUUACGGCUGAAAGAUGCAAGAGUGAUAUAAUCAUAGAUGCAUUUUGUGGCGUUGGUGGCAAUUGCAUUCAAUUCGCAAAGACCUGUGAAAAAGUGAUUGCCAUAGACAUAGAUCCGAAAAAGAUUGAAAUGGCACGUCAUAAUGCGAACAUUUACGGUGUGCAGGACAAGAUUGAAUUUAUUGUUGGCAAUUAUUUUAAUUUAGUUGAUAAGCUAAAAGCAGACAUUGUAUUCUUAAGCCCACCGUGGGGAGGUCCUUCUUAUAUGAAGCAUGAUACAAUUUAUGAUUUAGAAGAGUCUCUCUUACCCGUGCCAGCAUCAAAACUUAUGAGUGAAACUCGUAAAAUUACGUCAAAUAUUGCUGUGUACUUACCACGAAACUCUAAUACGAAGCAACUUGCUAUUCUCGCUGGCAAAGGAAAUGCUGUCGAGAUCGAGCAAAACUUUUUGGACAGAAAGCUCGUCGCAAUAACUGCUUAUUACGGAAAUUUGGUUCAAAAUAAUAUCAUGACAUCUCAAAAAUGAUCUUUAAGCAUAAAUUUUCCAUUUUUGCAUACUCGCUUUAUGUAAAUUUUUUUAUUGUUCUUUUUUAUAAACGAUUUGUAUUUGAAUUGAUACAUAAAAGUAGUAGAUGAAAAGCACACACACACAACUAUUUUAAGAGACCGUCGGCUGAGAAGGAUAGAUAAUAAUGAUAAUGGAAAGGAAUGAAUUCAUCAUAAUCUGAUAUAAAUCACUUUUAUUCUGAACUUUCAAUCCUUAAAUGAAAUUUUUUGUAAAUGGAUUUUCAAUUAAAUUAAUUAAAUUCCUAUGAGAAAGUAAGUAAUUAAUUAUUAUUAUUCAUAAUCUUAAUUCGACAAUGAUAAUAAAGUAUAAAAUUAAAAUUUAAUCAGCAUCGGAUCAUGUAUUUUCUUAUUUUUUAUUGUUUAUUAAUCCAUCUCGCCUUCCUCGCUCUCUUCAACCACUCCUCUUAUGUGCAUUACAUUAUUACAUCUGAUCAGCACUUCUCCCAAAUGUCCUGUCUUGUUCCCAUCAAUAUAUUCUUCGGUAUUGGCUAAUUGCAUAUUCAUAUAUCCAUCAACGGAAACUAAAAAUCCUUUAUAUUCAUGUCCCCAUUUUAACUUGAUGAUUACAGGUUUGCCAGUCAACGAGUUCAAGAAUGGUUUUGGAUUUAUUGGCAUCGCCAUCUAUAAAGAAAGUGGAUGAUUUAAUGAUUUUUGAAUGAGGUUAAUGUGCGAUUCAUGUUUAAUUUAUGUUAUUAUGGCUAUUUUUAAUCGUUCC